This is a messenger RNA of Fraxinus pennsylvanica, 366 nucleotides long. The record is from the annotation of a GenBank genome assembly. NCBI's taxonomy places the organism in Eukaryota, Viridiplantae, Streptophyta, Magnoliopsida, Lamiales, Oleaceae.
AUGCCGAAAUUUUCCUCCUCUUCCAGGGUCGGUUUCCAAUGGUCCACCAAUGGAGACAAGGCAUUUACGACAUGGCUCAUGUCCGGCAUCUGUUGUGCUUCCCGGGCUGUGCAGUAUCUGGCCAGUUCUGCUACUUUCCAAAUACUUGAGAAGGUUUCUUCAUCUGUCUGUAGGAUCGGAUCAAGGGAGGUUCUUACACUAUCUUUGUUUUGGAUUUGCCUACGGAACCAGGUGACUAGAUGGGUUUGGUCAUCCGGUAAUGAGUCCUCUAAUACUUUACGGCCGGUGAUGGUUUCGAUCAAAACCACCCAAAGGCAAAGACAUCAACUUUUGUUGUCACUCUUUCCUGUGGCUGUUUGGAAUUGA